AUGGAUGCACGCAAGGACGUCAUCUUUGUCUCGGUCGCCUCAUUCCGCGAUCCGCUCUGCCCGCUCACCCUUGCCUCGGCUCUGCUCGCCGCCCGUCGUCCACAGCGGGUUGUUUUCGGCCUCGUUGACCAGGGCGUCGCCAGUGAGCCCGAUGGCGAGCCCGACGCAGCCUCCUUCGAGCCGUGCGCCCAGGCGCUGGAGCGACUGUAUGGCGAUGAGAUCCGUGUCGCCACUGGGUGCCCAAAGCCCGGUCCGUUCGACUGUUCAGGCUUCCUCCGCGAGAUCCGCGUCUCCGAGGCCGACUCGCGCGGACCAGCAGUGGCGCGUGCGAUGGCAACCAGCCUCCUGCACGGCAACGACGCGUACUACAUGCAGAUCGACUCCCACACUGUCUUUGGUCCCCACUGGGACACUGCGCUCAUUCGCAUGCUGAAUGAGGCUGCCGAGCUUCACAACCGCCAUCACGACUGCACCGACGGUCUCGAUCACGCCGUCAUCUCUUCGUACCCCAACGAGUACUCGGCCGACAUGACCGCCUGCGACGACGAGCUGCACUGCACUGUCCGCGCCGCCGCCAAGGACGCACAUGCCUCGGCGCUGGGUGCUGACGCCGCCGUCAACUGCAUCUCGUUCAUCGAGCCGAACAUCAGGCUCACCUUUCAUCAAGCCAUGGGCUUUGCGCCCACCGUCCGCGUCGCAAAGUGGUCGGGCCUCUGGGCCGCCGGUCUCUCGUUCUCGCGGGCUUCUGUCUGGCGCGCUGUACCGUACGUUUCUGAUCUCAACUUUUUGUUCCACGGCGAGGAGCUGUUGCAUGCCGCGCGACUGUUCACCCACGGCAUCGACAUCUUCGCUCCCUCGUCCAACGUUGUCUACCACAAGUACGCCGGCCGCAAGUCCGGAUCGGUCUACACCUCGGCCGCUUACGGCUCGUCCAGCGCCGCUAUCCUCACCCACAAGUCGGCUGCCAAGGCAAAGCACCUGCUCGGUGCCCCGCUCUCGCCCGCCGAGUCCAUCCACCUCGACCUUCCCAUCCCGCCUGCCGAUGCCCUCGGCACUGCCCGCUCGCUUGACGACUUUUGGGCCUACACCCUCAUUGACAUCCAGAAUCUGGUCUUUGGUGAGCGAUGCGUCAAUACCUCGUCGCCCGACGGCGCCUACCUCAACAUGCUGCCGUCCGUCCACGCUCGCCCCACAUGGCGUCCGCUCAAUCCGCCUUCUCUCGACUAG
Messenger RNA from Thecamonas trahens ATCC 50062, 1227 nucleotides. RefSeq lists its product as uncharacterized. NCBI's taxonomy places the organism in Eukaryota, Apusomonadida, Apusomonadidae. The transcript has a single exon. Bases 1 to 1227 code for a protein of 408 amino acids. The record is from RefSeq and is a predicted model, not a curated record.